CGUCAUCACGUACCCCUACGUUGUACACAGUUUAGUUCCGGUCUCCCAAAGGUAGCUGUAAGUAGACCGCCAACCAUGGUGCUGAACCCCGUCAUCUCCAAACUAGCUGGUAAACUGGUUGUGUUGGCGAGCUCGUCUCCGCGGCGACUGGACAUCCUUCGCAAUGCUGGCCUGCGCUUUGAGGUGGUCCCAUCCUGGUUCAAAGAAACUCUCGACAAGCAACUGUUCAAAGCACCUCAGCAGUACGCUGUGGAGACGGCCAAGCAGAAGGCACUGGAGGUGGCGAGGAGAAUGCCCUGUAACCACCUUAAAACUCCAGACAUAGUGAUCGGUGCAGACACUAUUGUGACAGUUGAUGGCAUGAUUCUUGAGAAGCCACGCGACAAGCAAGAUGCAUACAGGAUGCUCUCGAGUCUGAGUGGCAAAGAGCACAGUGUCUUCACAGGCGUCGCCAUCGUGCUCUGUUGUCAGAAAUCAAAUGAAGAGGAUUAUCAGAUAGUUGAGUUUUAUGAAGAAACCAAGGUGAAGUUCGCCGACCUCUCGGAGGACAUGCUGUGGGAGUACAUUGACAGCGGUGAACCCAUGGACAAGGCGGGCGGCUAUGGCAUCCAGGCUCUGGGUGGGAUGCUGGUGGAGUACGUGCAUGGAGACUUUCUCAACGUUGUGGGUUUCCCCCUCAACCACUUCUGUAAAAAGCUGGACCACAUUUACAACCAAAGAGGCAGUUGCCACGGCGACACUGUUCCAGUUCUGCCAAAUCAUUCGCUACCUACCGCUUCAUCUACACACGUGGUAGUUCCUGAACAUCAGGUAAGCAUUUACAAUGCAAACAUUUUUUUUAAAAAUUGUAAAUCAUUUAUAAGAGGUGUCCUCUUGAAGGUGGUCAACAGCUCAUCUGGGCAUUCUGAGAAAAUACCACCAGCUACUGCCACUAGGGGGCAAUUCAAUGAAUGUGAGGACAGUGAAGAAGCCAAAGAGGACCUCCAGAAAAUCAUUCAACUGAUGGAUGGAUUCAAAGCCUCCAAGGCACUCUUUACCGCUUCCAAGUUGGGCGUAUUUGACUUGCUCCAGCGCAGACCAGCGAUGGAUGCGGUCCAGGUGGCCCAGGAGCUGCAAACAUCCGUCAAGGGAACAGAGCAUCUGCUUGAGGCAUGCCUCUCGCUAAAACUCUUAAAGAGCACAAACUGUAAGACACCGUCAUACGAGAACACAGAGCUGUCCAAACGCUUCCUGCUGUCCGACGCGCCAUCGUCCCUGCUGGGCCACUUGGCGCACUGCAACGACACCGUGUGGCCACUCUUCAGCCACCUGGAGAGCGCCGUAAAGGAAGGCGUCCACCAGCACCACAGGGCCUUCUGCAGCAAGUCUGAGGACUUAUUCCAAGACUCAAUCUACAGGAGCCAGGAGGUGAGGCUGAGGUUCAUGAAGGCCAUGCACUGUAUCGCUCAAGUGACCGGCAAAGCGGUGGCAACAGCUUUUGACCUGUCUGCCUUUAAGAGUGCCUGUGACCUCGGAGGCUGUACAGGUGCAAUGGCAUUGGAACUCGCAAAAGCUCACCCGGGGAUGUCCGUGACAGUGUUCGACUUACCGACUGUAGUUGAAAUGAGUCCUCGUUUCCUUCCACCGUGUACUAAAGAAAAGGUCACAUUUGUUGCAGGAGACUUCUUCAAAGAUGCCUUACCCAAAGCGGACUUGUACAUCCUUUCGAGAAUCCUUCAUGACUGGUCAGAUGACAAAGUGAACCUCUUGCUCAGCAAAAUUGCAGACGCAUGCACGCCAGGUUGUGGCCUGCUGCUGAGUGAGAUUUUCCUGGACGAGGAUAGAACAGGGCCAAGUCGCGGGCUGCUCCAGGCCCUCAGCAUGAGCGAAGGCAGACAGAGGAGCGCCGACGAAUACGCUCUGCUUUUGAAGGGCCACGCCUUUGUUGCCACCGCUAUCAAACAGACGGAAAACCUGCUGGAUGCAAUGCUCUGCAUCAAAGUCUGACCCCCGCUUCAACACUCCAAAGGCUGUGCUGUUGUCAUUGCUGAGACCAUGUUGGAUGAGUGGUCCACCUACUCAACCCUGCAGUCUUUGAACAUGCUGGUCCAAACUGAGGGCCGAGAGAGGACGCAGCGGGACUACGCUGCCUUGCUAAAUAAACACGGCUUCGGAAACACACGUGUGGUUCGCACGAGGAACUUCCUCGAUGCUUUGCUUGCCAUUAAAAUGUAACAAAAAUGAGAGAAUUUUUGAUCAUCUAUUUUCA
Messenger RNA from Syngnathus typhle (broad-nosed pipefish), 2248 nucleotides. It is a transcript of the gene asmtl, whose product is annotated as acetylserotonin O-methyltransferase-like. Gene Ontology annotation, molecular function: nucleoside triphosphate diphosphatase activity; O-methyltransferase activity. The transcript is spliced from 15 exons. Bases 76 to 1986 code for a protein of 636 amino acids. The record is from RefSeq and is a predicted model, not a curated record. NCBI's taxonomy places the organism in Eukaryota, Metazoa, Chordata, Actinopteri, Syngnathiformes, Syngnathidae.